Venturia canescens is the source of this 960-nucleotide messenger RNA. RefSeq names its product DUF1676 domain-containing protein Osi19 (gene Osi19). The transcript has 2 exons. NCBI's taxonomy places the organism in Eukaryota, Metazoa, Arthropoda, Insecta, Hymenoptera, Ichneumonidae. Bases 85 to 834 code for a protein of 249 amino acids. The record is from RefSeq and is a predicted model, not a curated record. Gene Ontology annotation, cellular component: membrane.
ACCGUCGUCAAUUAACGUCGCCUUCAGCAGCAACGAAGAUCGAUCGAGAUACUCGUAAUCAAAAGAUCAACAAUAAAACAAGAUAUGAAGUUCCUCGUUCUGUGCUCAAUUGUGGCCCUUGCUGUGGCUCAACCAGCUAAACCCGAGGUGUGGAAGAGUGCGAGUAUGGACGCGAUGGUAGAUCAGAGUAAGGUCGAGUGUGCCCAGAAGAACGACGAAGUGGCUUGCAUGAAGUUCAAGGUUCUUAAUCUCCUCGAUCAAAUAUUCCGCAAGGAUAACUUCAAGGUCUCCGAAAGUGUCGAAGUAACUCGUAAUACCGAGACCGUCGACGAGGCAUCCGCACGAAGUGACGCAUCCUUCCUGGACACCAUGCAAAACUAUCUGGUUUCUCACGACGUGACCUUCAAAUUGCCCCUCGACUCUGCCGUCAAAGUUAGCGCUAGAAACAUCGAGGACGAUCAACUCACUUUUGAUGUCAAGUUCGGUCAAGGUCGCGCCGUCGAAGAAGCCCGCAAAUCCAAGCUGAAGAAAGUCAUCAUCCCCAUCCUCGUAUUCGUUCUGCUGAAGGCGAUGACCCUCAUCCCCCUGGCCAUCGGUGUCCUCGGUCUCAAGGCCUGGAACGCUCUUCAGCUUUCCUUCUUCAGCUUCGUCGUCUCCGUCGGUCUCGCCAUCUUCCAACUGUGCAAAAAAAUCGCCGCUGACAGCCAUUCGGCGCCUCUUGCUGCUCAUGGACCAUGGGAAUAUCAGGCUGCUCAGUACAGAUCCUUCCAAGACCAACCCAGCACCGUUGCAUCCGCUCAGGAUCUUGCUUAUGCUGCUUAUGCCAGAGAUUAAAUUUUUUUAACAACUCAUUAUCCUACCGGUAAACUCUGUCCCCUGUGCUCGACUCUGAAUAGGAAUAGUGUACUUUUGUAAAAUACUUCUUCGCUACGCUUGAUGCGUGCUAUUUAAUAAAUUAUU